This is a messenger RNA of Apis mellifera (honey bee), 2779 nucleotides long. Its product is annotated as laccase-1. Gene Ontology annotation, cellular component: plasma membrane. NCBI's taxonomy places the organism in Eukaryota, Metazoa, Arthropoda, Insecta, Hymenoptera, Apidae. The record is from RefSeq and is a predicted model, not a curated record. The transcript is spliced from 11 exons. Gene Ontology annotation, biological process: iron ion transport. Gene Ontology annotation, molecular function: copper ion binding; oxidoreductase activity. The coding region runs from base 519 to 2702 and encodes 727 amino acids.
GGGAAGAACGAUUAUAAGAGGAAAUAGUACGAAACCGUACUUGACGUUAUUUGCAUCGCGCUAUAGGCUAUAGUUAAGCGGGUAAAGUAAGAGGACCGACGGCAAUUCGUGGGGUACACAUGACCUCCAGGAAAUCCUUGUAUAGAGAAACGAACAUCGUUGCAUUGAUCCAGUCUUUCUUAAAACAUCGUCGAUUUUACACACACCGCACACAACACCGGUUUGUUCGUGAACACGAAAAUCACGCACGAAUAUCGAACCGAAAAGUACAAAAUCGAAAGUAAUAGUAAAAAAUCAAUAAUAAAAAUCCGUUUUAUUUAUAUAUUUUCUAUGAUCAAUCUUACUUUUCGUUCCCGGCUUUCUCGGUGAAAAAUAUCGAAAUAAUAUCAUGUCGAUUCGUGUGAAUCUUUUUUGCAACAAGAGAAUGAAAAAAGAGGAGGAUUCGUAAAAGUUCGUAAGAUCUUUUUGGAAUAGAGAAAUUUUCGAUCGACACUUCUCAAGGAAUUUUAGUAUUGAAAAUGAUGCGUCGGAAGAUGAAUUUGUAUUUGUUAGAAUUCUUUUUGCUGCUUCACAGUUGUCUGUCAGAAACCGUUAUAACCGUGCACAAUGACUUUGAAAUUGGAAGUAUCGAUCCAGAGACAGCUGAUGAAUUGGACUGGACGAAACAUCCUUGUAGACGUAAUUGCGUAGACGAAGCACCGCCUAUGCAAUGCCAUUAUAUAUUUAGGUUAGAGGCUUAUCACACAAUGAGCAAAGCGUGUUACGAUUGUCCGUUCAACGUUACGGAUUGUUUUCGUAAACAUUGCAUUCCAGCAGAUGGUAUCGAACGAUCGAUUUUAGUUGUUAACCGUCAAAUGCCUGGACCAGCUAUUGAGGUGUGUCAAGGUGACAGGAUAACGGUCGAUGUAAUAAAUUUAUUGCACUCUGAGAGCACGACGAUGCAUUGGCAUGGCCAACAUCAUGUUAAAACUCCUUACAUGGACGGCGUUCCUUACGUAUCCCAAUGCCCAAUUUUGCCAGGUUCGACUUUCCGUUAUGAUUUCAUUGCCACGGAGGCGGGCACGCAUUUCUGGCAUUCUCAUUCAGGCUUUCAACGGGGCGAUGGAGUGUUCGGUCCGUUAAUCGUACGCACACCUCCAAAAGCGAAUUGGCACAAAGAUUUGUACGACAUAGACGAACACAUUAUCCAGAUCUCGGAUUGGACCCAUGAAUUAGGAAUCGAUAAAUUCUUGAAUCAUCAUUACGCAGGCGGAGAUAACAAACCGCCUAAUAUAUUGAUUAACGGUUUAGGCCGUUUCACGAUUAAUCGAAACGGAAACAAUAUAUCCGCUAUAAUGCCGACCGCGAUCUUUACGGUUAAACAGAAUACCAGAUAUAGAUUUAGACUCGUUAACGCUGAAUUUCUCAAUUGCCCGAUAGAAAUAUCGAUCGAUAAUCAUACUAUGCGUGUAAUUAGCUCGGACGGACGCGAUAUCGAAGCUGUGGAAGCGGAAUCAUUGGUAAGUUACGCUGGCGAAAGAUUCGAUUUCGUUGUUGAGACGAGUCAAAAUAUAGAUAACUUUUGGAUACGAUUCCGCGGAUUAAUGGAUUGCGACGAAAGAUUUACUAAAGCAUAUCAAGUUGCUAUACUACGAUACGAAGGCGCGACAAACAAGGAUCCAAAUGGAUUAGUCGGAUACGAAUAUAAAUCGAACUAUUCGACAGAUGGUCAGCGUAUAAACGCUUUAAACGAAGGUACGGAAACCAAUAAUAGUAUCAGUAUACCUUUGUUAAAAGCCAUGGAUAAAAAUGAUAAAUCAAAUACCGCGGAUCCUGAUUACCAAUUUUACGUAUCCUAUGAUUUUUACAAGAAAGAUAAUCCACAUUUCCAUCGCGGAAAGCUAUAUGGAUUUAAUCAAGUAAAGAAUACAAAACAAGUACUUACUCCCCAGUUAAAUCAUAUUUCGAUGAAAUUGCCACCGAUGCCUUUGUUAUCUCAAAGGGAUUUCAUCGAUUCGGAUCAAUUUUGUAAUUCAAGUACCGUACAAGGUUGUGUCCAAGAUUAUUGUGCUUGCACUCAUGUACUUCGAGUAAAUCUUGAUAGCGUAGUGGAAAUAAUUUUGGUGGAUGAAGGUUUCGCUUACGAUGCGAAUCAUCCGUUUCAUCUUCAUGGUUAUCAAUUUCGCGUGAUCGCAAUGGAAAGAAUCGGUGAAAAUGUCACUGUUGACAAAGUAAAGGCGUUGGAUAAAAAAGGGGCGAUACGACGAAAUCUUGACCACGCUCCGUUAAAAGACACGGUAACGGUACCGGACGGUGGUUAUACCGUUGUACGAUUUCAUGCCAAUAAUCCAGGCUACUGGUUGUUUCACUGUCACAUUGAAUUUCAUGCAGAAGUUGGAAUGUCGUUAAUCUUUAAAGUUGGCGAACAUAAAGAUAUGUUACCAGUACCACGUAAUUUUCCUUUGUGCGGUAAUUGGCAGCCUGAAGAUAUACAAUUUAAAUCAAGUUCUUUGAACGUUUUGUCAAACACUACGAAAAAAUCUAUAAUAGAAACUUCAAAUGUUACAACAGAUGAAAUUACUGAAAAUAGUAUAAAACAAUUCAUAAAAGUGUUGCCAGAAGUAUUAAGAACAUUGCAAAUAUCAUCUUCGGCUAUUUCAGUUGUUCCGUAUUUUCUAGUUUCUUUUUAUUCUUUUAUAGUUAUAAUCUAUACAUUUAUAUAGAAAAAGAAAUAGUUCGUAAAAAUUUAUUAAUCUUUUUGUUACAACUAGUAAUAAAUGACAUCUUGUUUUACAUAAGA